UCAGUGUAUGCAUCCCUACAUCGGAAAUUUGCUUAAAUUAGAAAAUAAUAGUUGAAAUAUAAAGUUCUGAACUUGUAAUAAGUGCUCGGACUGCAGUAGAGCUGCAAUAGAACAUUCUGUGCUGAAAAGCUUGUAGACUGUCCGCGCAGUUAUCGAAACCUGUGGAGGAAACGGCCGUCGGAGUUUUCCUGCCUGCACUCGAUCCUGUUCAGCAAGUUCCAAAAAUUUAAAUAAUCAAAUUCACUGAUAAUCUCGGACAACAGGAAACAUGAUGGAAACAGAUUCUUUUCAAGUUGAUGAAAUUGGCGUUUCUACCAGAGAAAAUAAAAGUAAAACUCCGAAAGAGAACAAUGAUGUCAGAAAAAUUUUCGUCCCUCGUAGCAGAAAAUCGGCGCUGAAAACUCAAUGGUUGAAUAUAUUUACACCAAUUGUCGAACAACUUUUGCUCCAAAUCAGAUACAAUGUUAAAAGCAAUCAGGUUGAGAUUCGAGCCGGCCCUGAAACAAAGGACCGGGCAAAUCUUCAAAAGGGAGCCGACUUCGUACGAGCGUUUAUUCUUGGUUUUGAAGUUGAUGAUGCACUGGCUCUGCUGCGGCUGGACGACCUUUUCAUUGAAUCGUUUGAAGUCAAUGAUGUAAAAUCCCUGAAAGGUGACCACCUCAGUCGCGCAAUAGGGCGAUUGGCCGGCAAAGGAGGAAGAACAAAGUUUACGCUGGAAAAUUCUACGAAAACGCGCAUAGUUCUGCAGGACUCGAAAAUUCACAUUCUUGGAAACUACAAGAAUAUUCAGUUUGCCAAACGUGCGAUUAGUCAUCUGAUACUCGGUUCCCCGGCAAACAAAGUUUAUGGAAGCCUGCGAAAUGCUCACUCAAAAUCGUGAAUUCAAGGUACAGUUUGCCCUCGUCUACGAGUGUAAAAUAAAUUACAGCUUUGUAUAGUGUAAGGAAGUGAGCUAUCUAAAAUAAAUAAUA
Molecule: messenger RNA, 971 nt
Organism: Sabethes cyaneus
Lineage: Eukaryota; Metazoa; Arthropoda; Insecta; Diptera; Culicidae
Product: RNA-binding protein pno1
Exons: 2
Coding region: 269-880 (203 amino acids)
Cellular component (GO): nucleolus
Molecular function (GO): RNA binding
Source: RefSeq, a predicted model, not a curated record